Messenger RNA from Chanos chanos (milkfish), 612 nucleotides. Its product is annotated as ADP-ribosylation factor-like protein 14. Lineage: Eukaryota; Metazoa; Chordata; Actinopteri; Gonorynchiformes; Chanidae. Bases 1 to 612 code for a protein of 203 amino acids. The record is from RefSeq and is a predicted model, not a curated record. Gene Ontology annotation, molecular function: GTPase activity; GTP binding. The transcript has a single exon.
AUGGGUCACCAAGGUUCAAAAGGCACUGCAAAUGCUCAGAUUCUAAUGUUAGGCCUGGAUGGUUCUGGAAAGUCUACCCUACUCUACAAGCUGAAAUACAACGAGGCAGUGGAGACUGUGCCCACAGUGGGUUUUAAUGUGGAGAUGUUGGAGACAAAUGAGAAAUCACACACACUGACAGUUUGGGACGUGGGAGGACAGUCCAAAAUGAGGACCCACUGGAAGCAUUACUACCAGGACACGGCUGGACUUGUGUUUGCGGUAGACAGUCAAGAUGAGAAAAGACUGGAAGAAGCGAGGCGAGAACUUGAGCGGGUUUUGGAGAGUGAUUGCCUCAAAGGAUUGCCAUUGGUUGUGCUGGCCAACAAACAAGAUUUGCCAGGAGCUGCAUGCCCAGAGGAUAUCACAAAGGCCUUGAACCUAAGGGUAUUGUGCGGUGACAGAAACUGGUUUGUCCAACCGUGUUCAGCCAAAACUGGAGUAGGUUUGGAGGACAGCUUCCGAAGGAUGGCCUACUUUCUCAAAGCUACAGUGGUACAGAGAAAACACAGUGGCAAAGGGCUGCUGUCAAGGCCUAAAUACCUUAGGACCUCACUGAAAUCAGUAAAUUAG